Messenger RNA from Paramacrobiotus metropolitanus, 3730 nucleotides. Its product is annotated as hyaluronan mediated motility receptor-like. The record is from RefSeq and is a predicted model, not a curated record. Gene Ontology annotation, molecular function: dynein light intermediate chain binding; microtubule binding. Gene Ontology annotation, cellular component: centrosome; cytoplasm. The coding region runs from base 910 to 3573 and encodes 887 amino acids. The transcript has 13 exons. NCBI's taxonomy places the organism in Eukaryota, Metazoa, Tardigrada, Eutardigrada, Parachela, Macrobiotidae. Gene Ontology annotation, biological process: cytoplasmic microtubule organization; cytoskeleton-dependent intracellular transport.
CAUGAUAUGUAUCUAUAAGUUAUAAAAAGUAAAGUAUGUACUUACUAUAAUAUAAAUAUAAUAAAAUAUAUCUAUAUACUCUGUAGUGUGUACAUAGAAUUAUUUCUGUUUUCUACUAUAUUUCGAUAUAUUUCUAUUUUCUGCAGUUUACGGGGCUGGAUAAAUGGUUAUAAUGAGGUUAUCGAGUACAAGUGCAACUGCUGUAAACUGUAGCGCAUUAAUUUAUUGGUUUUUGCUUUCACUGUGUCACAUAAGAUUUUCUAGCAUUAGUUGAAUUAAUUUUUAUUGUCACGUAUUAAUUUAAUUUUAUUAUUGUUACACUUUAAUUAAGAUUGCACUUCGGUGUUCCUCGUGAGUCAUGACUCUCCGAAUAGUUUUAGGUAGUAACCAGAUUUUGUUAUCAGGACAGAAAGUUUCUCAAGUCUUUAGAUUUUAGAAGAUCUGACAACUAUGACAAUUAAAUUGGGAUUAAACUAUAUAUAUGUUUUUAAUAUACGAGUAUAGAUAUAGAAUAAUAGAUAUAAAUAGAUACGAGGUACAUUAGCAUCGGGUUAGAGCUUGUGCUUUACAAUCGCCGUUCACAUAUGCAACUACAUAUUCAUAUUUUAUUCAUAAUUUGUUAUCAUUCAGAAAAAAAGGAUUAAUCAAUAUUCAGUUUUAAAAGGAAGUGUGAUAGCCUGGUCACGGUUCUUAGUUCGUACUAUGUCAUAAAUAAUUAUCAUUAAAUUUUGUUUUGAUGGUAUGCUACACCUCACCAGUCAGCCCACGAGUCCACACCUCUUUUAGGCGUACAAGAUCUGGCACGCUGAAAAUUCCACCCGGUGUGCAUGGUGGCGACUGGCGAUUGAUUAUACGGAUGUCGCGUUAGUUGUGACUUGUAAAACUCCGUCCCUGAAGAAAGCGAUCAGUAUGGGCAAGCAUAGAAACCGCCAGGAGCCCGUAAACUCCAACGUCAGCUCAUCUGUUGGCUUCAUUCCCGUUCCGGCAUCCAAAGCCGCAAAGGCGGCUUCCCUUCCCGCCCGAAUCUCCAAAGAGCUGAACCCAAAACCCGACGAUAAAGAUGACAGUUCUACAAUGGGAUCAACCGAUGAUUUAAGCCGCAGCGAUAGUGUCGACAAUGGCGACGGCCCGAGACGCUCCAAUCUAACCAAUUCCCAGCGCCGCAGAAUUAAUCGUAAAGGAAAGUCCAAAUCUGUUGAAUCAGUGGAAGGGGACAGUCCAUCACCGACACCAGCGGAAUCUUUGCCGUCCGUUGAAUCGGCCGCAGUCGUUGAGAAAAACGACAGUGCAGUGUCCUCACCACCGCAGCCCUCACCGUCGCCGACUCCACUGGUUGUGGAACAGGACAUCAAACGAUCCACGGGAAUCUCACUGACCGAGCCAUCGUCAAGCGGUUCUGCGAUUUCAUUUGCCGACGGAAAGCCGCCGGUUGCCAAACAGGGAAGCUCACCCGUUCCCAAGAAGAAGAAAAGCAAGCGAUCUCCGAUUCCUCCGAUGGCUUCUGCUGGUGCUGGUGCGGGUGAUCAUUUAGCCAACUUGCCUCCCGUGGCGUUUCCAGAGGCUCACUCGGUGAAUAUCACUCCCGUCGUUGCUUCAGAUGAUCGCUCGAUGUCGGAUAAUCCACCUCCUGUCGUAAUCGUUUCGACCGACACAUGUCAGUCCUCUCUCCAGUUCGAGGAUCAUAAGGUCACUACUGCACCCGGCUACAAAGAAGAAUGGGAAAAAGCCGUAGGGGAGCUGCAACAGGCGGUUGCCGACAAUCAGCGGGCUAACGACGAUCUCCGUAGUGCAAAGUUGGAAGUGCACGACCUUAAGGUUGCCAUUGCUGCUCACGAGCAGCACGAACGAAAAUUGGCGGCUGAAUUGGAAUCGCAGUCGGCAGUGAUCAGCGCUCUGGAAGUCGAAAAGAGCCGAGCGACAGAAUUGGAGCAACAGUUAAUGGAUUUGCGCCAGCAGUCAGCUGAAAAGUACGCCCUUCUCAAAAUGGAUGCCGCUAAUUUGGAUACAAUCCGUCAGAAAGUAGUCACUUUAGAAUCGGAUCUGGAUUCGGCCAAGAAGGACGUACAGGCGAAAACUGUACUAGUGCGGGAGAUGGAAAAGGAGAAGAAAACGGCCAUCUCGGAGAAAGAGUCGCUGCAGUCUGAAGUUGGACAGUUAAAAAAUGCUCUGGCAGAGCUGGAAUUUGUGACAAACGUAAAAGAAACACUGCAGCAAGAGACAGUUGAUUUAACGAAUAAGCUGUUGCUUAGCCAAAAGGAACUUGAAGAACUGAAAAAUCACACGGUUCUGCAACAGGAGGCGUUAGUAAAAAGCGCCGUUGUUGAUAGUACAGAGGUGGAAUCGCUGCGACAAGAGCUGAAACUUUCGCCGAGCGAACUGGAAGAAGAACGCGCUUUGCUGGAAAAGCUGAAAGCGGCGCGCAUCACACUGGAAGAAGAAAAUCGCGCCCUGAUGGCCAAGCUGACAACAUCCACGGAAGAAAUGCAGCAGUUGAAACGAAAACAGCAUGACCUGCAGGAGCAGUUUGACGGGAUGGUUAUUAAAUGUCAUCAGAUUGACGAGCUAAAACGGAGUAAUGAAAGUAUGGAGAAAAUCAUCGGGGAGCUCCGCCAAAACAAUGAAAAAACGGAAGAACAACUGAGAAAGCUGUCCCGAGAUGUCGCUGAAUUGCCGACACUGCGAGAAAAUAUCACCGCUAGCGAAGCACUUCUGAAGCAAAAAGAGGAUGAUCUGCAUGUCAUCUCUGAAAAGUUUUAUAAAACCGAAAAGGCAUUGCAGCGGCAAGUACUGGUCAAUGAGCAGUUGCGUGGUCAGGCUGGGACACCCACUAUGAUUGGUGGCAGCAUUCUGGAAAAACUCAUUAAUGAUCCGGCAUUAAACACCCCGGAGAGCAGCCCACCGCGCGUAGAGUCCAGAAAGGAUUAUAAAGGUGAAGAUUUGGCCUCUGCAUCGUUUAACGUUGAUGAUGUCGAAGACCCAUGGAUCAAUGCGCCUGAAACAUUUCGUACUGUGCAAAUCGAGGGUAGUCCGCGACAGAUUACGGAAGAGCGCCACAUCAGUGCUCCAAUGAAGGAAGUUGAUGCUUUUGGGAUGCCCGGCUUCAAACAGGGGGCUGAUGUGACGGAUGAUCUGAAUAAGAACGCUAACAAUUCCUCAGCCAACGCGUCGCCCAUGAUUGAUGUCCGUCUCCCAAACGGAAGUUCAACUAGUAAUGCCCCGACAGCGAAUGGUAUCUCAAACGGGACCGCAGCUGACAACGAGCCCAACGGACCACAGCCCUGGCAGCCGACAGAAUCGGACGUUCCGAAACCGCGAAAGCUACCAUUGUCUGACAAUGCUUCCUUCCCCUAUAGCGUCGAGGUUGCUGCAUCAUUGCCUGAAUGCCGGAAAGGAGAUGAGGGAGUGGCGGUGAUGCCAAAAACCAAAGCCUUGAUUAGCGAUGACCAGUCACGGAAUUCUAGUAGUAUUUCUGGUCAGUCUUCAGAUUCACUGAAACUUUAUUUUUCUUGCGGGGCAUCGUUUCUUGUGGGAGCAGUAGCCACAUUUCUUGUGAUUAGAAGUCCCCGAUUCUGAUUUACCGUCUUCGACGAUCUUACUUGGCACUGUUUUGCAGUCGUCUGUAGGUCGAAAUUUUUCGUUUGCUGUUAGUUGUACGUUGAACUAAUCGGUUCUGAGUUUUGACGAUUGUAAUCAAGAAAUGAAACUGCUUCUCAUACCGUUUUGUUUGUGU